This is a messenger RNA of Pseudomassariella vexata, 1658 nucleotides long. RefSeq lists its product as uncharacterized. The transcript is spliced from 2 exons. Gene Ontology annotation, molecular function: oxidoreductase activity. NCBI's taxonomy places the organism in Eukaryota, Fungi, Ascomycota, Sordariomycetes, Amphisphaeriales, Pseudomassariaceae. Bases 140 to 1309 code for a protein of 389 amino acids. The record is from RefSeq and is a predicted model, not a curated record.
GUCAAGAAUGGAGCCAAGAAUGGAGAGGGAUGGAGUGGAAUGGAGUCCACAUAUGGAGACAAGCUUAACUAAACAGCCGACUUCUCUUCUUUGCGUUUCGAAGUCAAGAGAGCACUUGAUGGCAUUGUAGUAUAAAGGGAUGAAUACGCUGUUGGAUUCGAGGGCAUCCCAUACUCUUCAUACACUUAUACCCACCAACUACUACAAACCCCCCAAACAACAAUCAUAUAACCCAUUUCAACCAGACACCAUACCCAUACCUUCACACGAAAUGGCGCCUACUACUCAGAAGAAAUGGACUCUCUCUGGCCAGGACAAAGGUUUCGAUGGUCUCACAUAUGGUGAUGCCGCCGUGCCCAAGUGCGGAGAGAACGAGGUUCUCGUCAAACUCAACGCUGCCUCCCUCAACUACCGUGACCUGGUCAUUCCCAAGGGCAUGUACCCCUUCCCGCUGAAGUUCCCCGUUGUAGCCGGUUCCGACGGCGCCGGUGAAGUCCUCGAAGUCGGCUCCAAAGUCACACAAUGGAAAGUCGGCGACAGAGUCACCACGCUCUUCAACCAAGCGCACCAAUAUGGCCCCAUGAAUAUCGCAGCCUCGCAGUCCGGCCUCGGCGGCGUCAUCGACGGCACCCUCCGCCAAUACGGCGUCUUCAACGAGAACGGCCUCGUCCGCUCACCCAAGAACCUCACCGACGCCGAGAGCACGACUCUCACGUGCGCGGGCCUCACCAGCUGGAAUGCCCUCUACGGCAUGAAGCCUCUGAAGCCCGGCCAGACGGUUCUGGUCCAGGGAACGGGCGGUGUGAGCAUGUUUGCGCUGCAGUUCGCCAAGGCGGCCGGCGCGAUCGUUAUUGCUACCACUUCGUCCGCCGAAAAGGCCGAGACGCUCAAGAAGUUGGGCGCGGACCACGUCAUCAACUACCGCGAGGACGCCAACUGGGGCCAGACGGCCAAGGCGUUGACCGUGGGCAACGUGGGCGUGGACCACAUCAUCGAGGUCGGCGGCGCGGGCACCAUGGAGCAGAGCAUGCAGGCCAUCAAGUUCGAGGGCAUCAUCAGUGUGAUUGGUUUCCUGGGGGGCGCCGAGUCUAAGACGAGCGUUAUCCAGACCCUCUCCAACAUUUGCACCGCGCGUGGUGUGUAUGUCGGCUCUAAGGAGAUGAUGGAGGAUAUGGUUGCUGCCGUCGAGGCCAACGACAUCCACCCCGUUGUCGACAAGACUGUAUUUGGUCUUGAUCAGGUUAGGGAGGCGUACGAUUACAUGUGGGCGCAGAAGCACUUUGGCAAGAUCGCCAUUAAGAUCGAGUAAAAUCAUAAUAAGGAUGCCGUAUGUACAAGUUCAAACAAAAAGAGUUUGUACAUUUGGAGGAUGGAUGCAAUAUCGUCUCAACCCCGAUUUUAAUACCAAGCUCAUUUCCCGUCCUGAAAUCCACGUUGUCGCCCGUAGUCAUGUUUCUUGCCGCUAUUGCUUUCACACAAUUGAUCCGUCUCAAAAGCCCUGUGACCAGCUUUCACGAGAGACGGGACUACAUGAAGGCGCAAGGAGCUAUUUGAAAGCCGAAGUAUCUGAAACGGGUUGUAGACGAGACUAUCGUGGCUACAGCUCCAGAGGCCACUCCUAGUGUUUAGAUAAUCCAGCUUAGCCAGCAUCAACAGCC